CGCCCAAACAGAGGUUCAAGAACAUGGGAGUUACAUAGAUCUUUUGAGGCAAAACCCGUGUUUAUCAUAUCAAACAUGGGAGCGUUAUCAUCAUCUUCCCCUCUUAUCCUACGAUGUAUUCUCCGACGUCCACCGCCCCCCACCACCACCCAUAUUUCUUAUAUUGCUCCUUUUCUCAAACCCUCUAACCGCACUCCUUCUAUAUGCCUCCCAACCCCUCGACGACCAAUCUAUCACGAUACUAUACGCUCUCUCACUCCUCGAUCUCUCUCCACCUCCACCUCCCCCUCCCCCUCCCCGGAAAUCCAACUUGCCAUCUCUGAAGAAGAAGGCGCUGAAAGCGACGACGAAUCAGAAGUCGGAAUCGAUGAUAAUCACCCCACCGAAACUGCAAUUGAGAAGCCUGUCGAUCCUAAAAUUUCGAGUGCGCAUAAGGAAAUGUUGUCGAAAUUGAAAGGCAUGAGUGUGAAAGAGAAGAAAGAGUUGGGUUCUUACGCCAACAGUUUGGGGAAAAAACUUAAAUCUCAACAGGUGGGGAAGUCCGGCGUCACUGAUUCCGUUGCCACGGCGUUGGUCGAAACCUUAGAAGCCAACGAGCUUCUCAAGCUUAAAAUUCAUAACAACUGUCCGGGAGAGCUAGACGAGGUGGUGGCCCAAUUAGAAGAAGCCACGGGUUCAGUUGUGGUUGGUCGAAUUGGUCGAACUGUCAUCAUUUACAGACCCAGUCUAACAAAACUCAUAUCAGAGGAGAAAAAGAAACAGGCCCUCAAGGUUUUUCUCAAGAGAAGAGCAGCAUUUAAGUCAUCAUAUCAGGGGAAAAUGCUGAGCAGAAGACAAUCGUCGACAUCACCUACUCGAAGUCGAGAUUUUAGAAAGUCUUAGGUUGGUGAAGCUGUGUACAACUUGAGAAGCAUAUUGUACAUCUUGCGAUGCGGAUUGGAUGGAAAGGAGGCUGGAUUGGCUUGUAGUUUAUGGUGGCUUUGAGUGGCUUUUAUCAAGGGCAAUUUGGGGGGAGUAGCAAUGAAUUUUACUCUUUUUAUCAAUGUAGGCAAUGUACUUUGGUUUUACUACAAGAGCAAUUUACUUAUAUUUUUGUACACAAAAUAGCAAUGUAGUUAUAUUUAUCUAGUUAUAAAAGCAG
Molecule: messenger RNA, 1141 nt
Organism: Lactuca virosa
Lineage: Eukaryota; Viridiplantae; Streptophyta; Magnoliopsida; Asterales; Asteraceae
Source: the annotation of a GenBank genome assembly